UCACACUCCAGUCACACCAUGAGGUGGGUAGAGUUCAUAGUUCAGUGUUGACCGACAAAGCCAUCUUUUUUUCCUGUUCUCCUUUAGUAUCCUGCAGCAGCGUCUGCACUGGCUUACUCAGAGGACGGCCAACUGCUGGCAGUUGGUCACAGGAAUGGACAAAUACAGAUUUGGAGAGCUUACACAGGACAUAAAGACUAAUAAACAUUCCACUUUAAAUUUUUUAUUGUCCCUUGGAUUUCUUUUUGUGUCUAUAUCACUGCUUACACUGCCCUACACUCUGUACACUGCACUGCAAAUUUGUUUUUCACAUGGUACAUUUGCAUGCAUCAUGGACAUUGCACUGACU
Messenger RNA from Geodia barretti, 349 nucleotides. The record is from the annotation of a GenBank genome assembly. NCBI's taxonomy places the organism in Eukaryota, Metazoa, Porifera, Demospongiae, Tetractinellida, Geodiidae.